AUGGGAAACUUUUGCUGUCCACGUGGAAAGAGAAGAGACGAUAACAACAUAAACAAGAACAGUAAUGGAUUUCAUGCCACCCAUGCCUCAAAAGCUAGCGUCGCAAAAUUCAGAAGUGAUGGUGGUGCCAAAGAUGGUAACAUGGUUUUUAUGACCGCAGCUAUAGCAAGUACUCCUGUUGACACAACUUCAGAUGGAAAUCAUGGUCAUCAUGGAGGGGACGGUGGUGGACAUGGUGACGGGGGACAUGGAGGGGGUGGAGGAGGAUGCGGCGGUGGUGGAGGGUGUGGAGGUGGCGGCUGUGGUGGCUGA
Molecule: messenger RNA, 312 nt
Organism: Lathyrus oleraceus (garden pea)
Lineage: Eukaryota; Viridiplantae; Streptophyta; Magnoliopsida; Fabales; Fabaceae
Product: glycine-rich protein DOT1
Exons: 1
Coding region: 1-312 (103 amino acids)
Source: RefSeq, a predicted model, not a curated record